Molecule: messenger RNA, 2425 nt
Organism: Prorocentrum cordatum
Lineage: Eukaryota; Dinophyceae; Prorocentrales; Prorocentraceae
Source: the annotation of a GenBank genome assembly
GGAAUAUCUGUUGCAGUUCGAGACGCGAAUGCUUCGCUCUGCUGAUGAAUGGGGCCAGAUCGUAGAGACCGAGCCCCCCAUCACCCCGUGCAUGGACGACAACCUGCGUAGGCAUCAGGACUCUUACGUCACUUUCGUGGGCGACCUCGUGUCCGCAGGCAUGGUGUCGUUCUCUUUCAAUCCGAAGGACAUUGUGACACCUUUAUUCGUUGCCAAGGAGAACGGUCAGCAGCGCCUCGUCUGGGAUGCCCGUGUUCCGAACAGGCGUUUCCGCCAGGCGCCCUCUCAGAGCAUGGGGGCGUCGGCGGCCUACGGGGGGAUCGAGCUCGGGUGCGCUGCCGACGACAGCGGCAAGUUCAGGGAUACCCUGUACUGCGCCCAGGCCGACAUACGCAACUACUUCUACUUGCUGGGUCUCAGUGAGCAGCUCGGCCCGUUCUUCUCUUUGCCACCUGUGCCCGAGGCCAUGCUGUCGCAGUGGGGUCGCAGCGCAGUGGAUGCCCCUCGGGUGGGCCGCGGGGCUUGGGUGUGGCCCUUCUUCUCGGUGGUCCCGAUGGGGUGGAACUGGGCUUUCUGGCUUGGGCAGCGCUGCGACGUCUUUCGCUGCUUGCAGGCGUCCUCGCUGGGUCCUGAGCGUUUGCUCGCGGUGGUCAGGGCCUCACCGGCUUGCACUAGCCUGGGCCGCCUCACCGACGGGGUGCAGGGCAUGGUCUUUUCGAAGCCCGAGCGCUCCGAGAGGCUCAGGCGAACCUGCCUCUGGCUUGAGAGUAGGCCGAGGGUCGCAGGACAAGAGAUUGAACUGUUUGUCGGUAGCGUCAUUGAUCGCGUCAUGCUUCGCCGUGAGUUGCUUUGUAUCCUCAGGAACCUCUACGAUUUCAUCAGAUGCCAUUACACUGACAGAGUACGCCUGUGGCCCUCGGCGGCGCUCGAAGCUUUCCAGUGCCAUUCCCUGCUGCGCGCGAUGUUCAGCAAUUUGAGAAUGCCGUGGAGCUCCACAUUCGUCGCUACUGACGCCUGCCUCUCGGGGAUGGCCGCGGCCAUCGCUGUCUUGGAGGCGCGGGCCAGCAACGCGGGGUCCAGGCACAUACUUCGGUCCGUCAGGGCCGUCAACAAGCGGCACCUGGAACUAGGCGACAACCUGGGAACCAUCCUGGCCCUCUCCAGAGGCAGAUGCUCUUCUUUCGGGCUUCUCCUGUGCUGCCGCCGAGAGGCCGCCUAUUCCAUCGCUGCCAAUGUUCGGUUCGAGCACCGCUGGAUUCCAUCCGAGUACAACCGGUCCGACCAAGGCUCGCGCAGCUGGGAGACCCAGGAUGGAGACGAGCGGGCAGCCAGGAGGAUGACAGCCUCAGGCGCUUGCCACCGCACCACGGAGGGCAAGCAGUCCUUCCUGGAGGUGAACGCGCUCAAGCGCUUCGUCGUGGCCCACGGCUUCUCGCUGGGUACCCCAGCCGAGGCCGACCUGGCGCUGACGAACUUCGCCAACUACGCCUGGACAGAGGGCCUGGACAGGGGGGUCGUGCACCGGACUUACGCAGCCUUCCUCUCAGAGCACCCCGACUUUUCCCGACGGGGCGCGCUGCGCCUCCCGAGGUUGUCGCGAGCGAUGCAAGGCUGGGAGAGGCUCGACCCAGGACUCACGAGGCCGCUGAUCCCGUGGAUCCUGACCUGCCUAAUCGCCCAAAUCAUGAUCGUCGACCUCAUGGCGCCCGUGGCAGCGCUGAUGGUUCUGACGAUGUUCCUGGCCUACCUCCGCCCGUCCGAGGCGGAGAACCUGCUGGGGGAGGAUCUGGUGCCCCCGUCGGCGUCGUCCAGUUUCUUCGUGCUGAACCUCCACCCCAGCGACCGCGGCGAGGUGAGCAAGGUCAGGCUCUCCGACGAGUCGAUCAUGCUCGACUCCGUCGAGGCGGAGUGGCUCGGGGAUCUGCUGCGCGCGAUCAAGAGCGGCCUGCCUCGACGCCCGCUGUUCAGGCUCACCGUGCUUCAGCUGCGCGAUUUCUGGAUCAAGGCGCUCAAAAUCUUCGGCGUCCCCAACAAGUACGUGCUGUACCAGCUGCGCCACGGCGGCCCCUCCCACGACCGUCUCCAAUGUCAGCGGUCUCUACCAGAGAUCAAGGAGCGCGGGAGGUGGGCUUCCGACAAGAGCGCCAGGCGCAACGAGGCGCACGCGCUCAUCCAGCAGCAGGAGGCCACCCUGCCAGCGGCCAUCGUCAAGAGAGCCAGGGGCGCCCCAGGCCAGCUCGAGCGGCUCCUGCGCGAGAGCAUGGGCUGCCAGCGCAAGCGCGGAGCCAGCGGCCAGGGCCUGCACAGGCCCAAGGCCCGCCGCGGCGCUUCGGGCCGCCACCCGGGUGUUGUGGGCAAGCGCGGGCUGGCAGCCGAAGGCUGGGACUACGUCGACGGGGCUCAAGCCGACCUCGCAGACCCACAA